ACGGAGGGGGAAGAGUCCGAGUGGGUGCACUGCUCGAGCAGCCGGAAGGAUUUACAGACGGACGGCAGCUGCUUCCGUUUCCAUUGCCAUGGCGGCCAGGCUUGUGAAUUUGGCCUGCGCUGGACUGCGAAGAAACGUCCGAAACUUAGCCUUUGGCUGGAGCACUUCAGUAUCACAAGCCAGGUUCGAGGGAUCCACUCCUGAGACUCGUCCUACUGUCCGGCCAAGGAAUGAACUGCAGCACAACCAACUAUCCCAAUUUGGUGAAUAUGUUGCUGAAAUUCUUCCCAAAUAUAUCCAACAAGCGCAGGUGACCUGUUACAAUGAAUUGGAGCUUCUUAUCCAUCCAGAUGGUAUAAUACCUGUGCUGACAUUCCUGCGAGAUCAUACCAAUGCUCAAUUUAAGUCACUUGCUGAUGAAACGGCCGUGGAUGUCCCUACCCGUCCAUUUAGAUUUGAGAUUGUAUACAACCUGCUUUCUCUGCAGUUUAACUCUCGUAUUCGUGUGAAGACUUACACUGAUGAAUUGACGCCUCUGGAUUCCUUAGUACCUGUGUUUCAAGCUGCAAACUGGUAUGAGAGAGAGAUUUGGGAUAUGUAUGGUGUAUUCUUUGCUAACCACCCAGACCUAAGAAGAAUACUCACAGACUAUGGAUUCGAAGGCCAUCCUUUCCGCAAAGACUUUCCACUGUCUGGCUAUGUGGAGGUACGUUAUGAUGACGAGGUGAAACGUGUGGUUGCUGAGCCUAUUGAACUUGCCCAGGAAUUCCGAAAAUUUGACCUCAAUAGCCCAUGGGAAGUUUUCCCAGCACACCGUAAGCCAGCUGAGGUACCAAAACUUGAUGCAGGAGAAACAAAACCCGAAACUAAGUGAACAGAGACAGCUACAUCUUUGGGAAAGCUCUGAGCAAUAUCACUUUUCAUGUGGACCUAAGUAGCUGAUUUUCUGUAAUGCCUAAAGGUUUAUCUGAUAUUUAUGUAAAUAAAUUACAUGUACAAGUUAGCUCUGCUGUAGUUUUAAUUGUAUUUCAGUUCUUAACUUCUUAUGUGCCACAAAAGGAUACUUUUAACUUGGAAAUCUAACUGACAGUGAGAUAUUCUUUUGAUUUUGUCAUGAAGCUUUGCUUGAUUUCUUCUGUUUUCAAAUGUUCCUUUAACAUGGGCAUUGGAUUUUGUAGUUCUUUGAUGGACUGAGGUUAGUAAAUCUAUAGAGCAGCGUUUCUGAACUAGGAUUCUGCGAGAGAUCAUGAUUUAAGAAAAAAAUUAACAUCAUUUUUUGAACUUUGGGUGAUUUUAGCCCUCUCAGCGGUGUGCAGAGGCAGAGCAGCCCCAUUUGCAAUCUCGGUAGAGGUCAUUCAGCAUAGUAUGGCAGUGCACUGUACUCAGUUUUGACGUGGGAUGUUGAUAAUUGGUGAGCACUGUAUUGCACAGAGGGGAGGACAGUAUGCUGAUGAGAGGCGUAAAGUGCGUUUUCUGAGCAUUGCAUGAACUCGCCCAACUUGGGCUAUGACAUCAACCUCUCCAUCCUGAAUUAUGUCCUCCAACUUCCUCUUGCACGCUGCUGACUGCCUUAUGGAAGCAAAUAAACUCUACCAGUGUGGUAGAAAACUAGAGGGAAAUUUCAUUGUAAAGAAGGAAUUUCUAUGCACCAUGACUGCUGCUGGCCUGAUGCUUUGCUGUUGUUGUAAACAUUGCAAAAGGUGGAUUGUGUAGGUUAGAAGUGAAUUACAUUAUGAAGUUUU
This is a messenger RNA of Hypanus sabinus (Atlantic stingray), 1742 nucleotides long. It is a transcript of the gene ndufs3, whose product is annotated as NADH:ubiquinone oxidoreductase core subunit S3. Bases 89 to 874 code for a protein of 261 amino acids. Gene Ontology annotation, molecular function: NADH dehydrogenase (ubiquinone) activity. The record is from RefSeq and is a predicted model, not a curated record. The transcript is spliced from 7 exons. NCBI's taxonomy places the organism in Eukaryota, Metazoa, Chordata, Chondrichthyes, Myliobatiformes, Dasyatidae.